AGCCUCCAGUACUUCCACUUGUGCGCCCUCCGCCGCCUAACAGUUCUCGGAGCAAGACGAGCCGUCGAGCCGUCGGAGUGUUCCAUUUGCCUAGAAGAAUUCGAGGCUGGUGUGGACGUCCGACAGCUGGGGAGGUGUGGCCACGUCUUCCACUUAAUCUGCAUAGAUAAGUGGCUAGACGGUCAGGCAACAUGCCCGAUGUGUCGGGGGACUGUCCUUGAUUUCUAUAGUUCUUUUUUAUGCUUAAUUAUUAUUGUUAUUAUUGUUAUUAUUAUUAUUAUUAUUAUUGUCCUAUUAAAAGAACAAGCAAUGAUGGUACUAUUACUUAGAGUCACAUCAUAA
Molecule: messenger RNA, 342 nt
Organism: Linum tenue
Lineage: Eukaryota; Viridiplantae; Streptophyta; Magnoliopsida; Malpighiales; Linaceae
Source: the annotation of a GenBank genome assembly